GCCUUGACAUCACCCAGCAUACAUCCGCGUAGAGUCGCUCCCUUUCGUUCCCCGUUCAUUACCAACCAGUUUUCCACCCUUCACCAACUGAAGCUCAAACGCACAAACAUCUCCCUUUUUAUAAACAAACCGAGCGAAAACUAUCGCCUUUAAGAAAUUGUGAAGGUUUUCACUGAAAAAAGCAACAACAAAAACCUCAAAAUGUGCAAGUGUAUCGCUGGAAGCGUCGUCUGCUGCUGCUGCCAGUGCGCGAUGAGCGUGUUCAUCUCGCUGCUGUUUGUGGGAAUUCUGCUGGCGGCGGCCCUCGCCGCCGGCAUCUACUUCGGCGUGCUGAACGUGGACGACCAGGCGCCGGAACUGUCCAACUACAUCCACAAGACGGGCGACUCGAUCAAGGAUGCCGUCAAGGAUAAGCUCAACUAGAGAGGGGGCGGGGAGAAUGAGUACAAACCAGACAGUGCCAGCCGAAUCUCCGAGGAAGAAAAAUUACAAAAUAUUUAUACAACUUUAAGAAUCUUUGUGGA
Messenger RNA from Culex pipiens pallens (northern house mosquito), 524 nucleotides. Its product is annotated as protein midgut expression 1-like. Lineage: Eukaryota; Metazoa; Arthropoda; Insecta; Diptera; Culicidae. Bases 202 to 423 code for a protein of 73 amino acids. The transcript has 2 exons. The record is from RefSeq and is a predicted model, not a curated record.